UUGUUUAAAAUACUGUUGGGGCAUAUAGAGAGGCCCAUUUCUGGCCCAAUCCACCCUUCUCUCUCUCUCUCAUUCUCUUUCUAAAAGUCUAUUGCUUGCUGUCAUUGAUCACUGCUUUGACGAGAAAGGUUUUUGUUUUCACUGAAUUCAUGUCGGAGGAUAAGGGCCGGCCGUUGCCUAAAUUUGGUGAAUGGGACGUCAAUGAUCCUGCUUCAGCUGAGGGUUUUACUGUGAUUUUCAAUAAAGCUAGGGAUGAGAAGAAGACAGGUGGCAAGCCUGAUUCACCAGCAAAGUUUGAUUCUCAUACUAGGUCUGGAGUAAGUCCUAGCAAAGCUCCAGCGGUAAAAAAAAUGGUUUUGCUGCUUUCAAAGUCCAACAGAAUCUUAAUGAGUUCCUCCUCAUAUGAGCGCUUUCAAAGGAGUACGCUGCAUUUGCAAAAAACCCCAGCAUAUAUAAGUCUAGAGAAGGUAGAUGUUUAGAGUUCUGAUUGCUGGGAUUUGUUUUCUUUGAUGGCAUACUGAGUUGUUUCUGGGGAUAGGAGCAAAAAACACCAUAUCAUUAUUGUAUCUAUAUACUGAAUUUGUGUUCUCAGUGGCCAAGCUCUUGCUACUUGGCUUCCCUUGUGUUGUUGAUGAAGAAUUUUUUGUUUGUGACAUGUUAUUUCAAGUGUAUGGAUGGAUGGGCUUGUUUUGUGAAUUACAAUACCAAUGCUUUUUGGAACUGCAGAAA
Tripterygium wilfordii is the source of this 729-nucleotide messenger RNA. RefSeq names its product protein NOI4-like. The record is from RefSeq and is a predicted model, not a curated record. NCBI's taxonomy places the organism in Eukaryota, Viridiplantae, Streptophyta, Magnoliopsida, Celastrales, Celastraceae. Bases 150 to 479 code for a protein of 109 amino acids. The transcript is spliced from 3 exons.